UGAGUUCAGUUCGUUUUUUGCUUUUGCUGGCAGCGGUUUCUGUUUCGGUUUCAGUUUCGAUUUCUAGACAAGAGCUAGAUCCGAGUACUUCAGUGACAAUGUUGCGAUUGGCCAGUUCCACCUAUAGUUCCAUAUGUUUGGUUGUCUGUUUGAACUUUUUGUGGCUGCUGCUGCUGACGACGACGUCCGCCAAGCCAACCGACUCCACUGAUUCUACUGCCAAGAAUGAAAUGCAACAUGUGACCAGCUUUGUGAACCAGAAACCGAAGUCUGGAGUCCGGGCGCAGUUCGAUUUUGAACAGAAUGAGGCAGAAGCGACCAACUCGGCGCACUUGCAGCAGCUCUUUUCCAGUUUGUUGCAGUUGCCGGGCAAUAUAAGUCUGCAGCUGUCUGUGGAGAACGACGACGAGCCGGUCAGUGAACGCAUCCAGCUGGACGACAUGGUGAUGGCUGGGGAGCAGCAUGAGGGCGUCACCGAAUCAUCCGAUGAAUGGCAUCGCAUUAAGCUGGCUAUUCCGGUCCUGGAGCCGGUAAAGCACCUGAUCAAUGCGGUAGGAGGCGGCGGAGUAAACGAUUCCCAUGUCAAGAGCAAUACCCAUCGCCUGAUUGGACACCAUGGCGUCCAUGAAACGCACCAUCCAGCCGGUAACAUCAGCUCUCCGGCCAUCGAAACGGAGGAGGAUCGGGAGACGGCCAUCGACAGCACCAGCUUCGAUCUCCUGGAGACGUUGGGCAGUGCCGGCACAGUGCUCCUUGGAAUCCUGCAGAAUCUCCGGAAGCUUUUCGCCGCUAGCGCCGGAAAUGCGAGCACAGCUUCCUCUGGCGGCGGCGGCGGUGGAGGAAACUAGUUGCUCCCGAAAUUCGUUCGGUGUUCUGUGAUUAAUACUAGCCUUACGUAAAUUGGAUUUCCUUCGCUUUUGACUUUUACUAAUUAAAAAAUAAAUACACGAAACAUGAUAAAAACUCGAACUUAAUUGAA
Drosophila biarmipes is the source of this 979-nucleotide messenger RNA. RefSeq lists its product as uncharacterized. The transcript has 2 exons. The coding region runs from base 99 to 848 and encodes 249 amino acids. NCBI's taxonomy places the organism in Eukaryota, Metazoa, Arthropoda, Insecta, Diptera, Drosophilidae. The record is from RefSeq and is a predicted model, not a curated record.